GGUCCUGAGGAUGGAGCGAGGCGGCCCUCUCCAUGAGCUUCACCUUGCAGAACUACAAUUCCCAGCGUCCCGCGGGAAGGAGUGGGUCGAGGAGGGGGUGGCGCGCAUGUCUACUGCGUCUCUCCAGCAUGGCUACGGUGCUGUCCCGGGCGCUGAAGCUGCCGGGAAAGAAAAGCCCAGACCUUGGGGAAUAUGAUCCCCUCACUCAGGCUGACAGUGAUGAAAGUGAAGAUGACCUGGUACUCAACAUCCAGAAGAACGGGGGGGUCAAGAAUGGGAAGAGCCCCCCGGAGGAGGUGCAAGACCCUGACUCUGAUUUGGAGGUUGGGAUGACAAAGCAGCAUACGACAGAGAGUGCACCCGAGGGUUAUCCUGCAGAGACAGCUGGAAGUUUGGAGCAAAAGGCUCCUUCUUCCCUUAUGCCUUACCUGCGCACAGCUAUCUUUUUGCUCACUGUGGUGAUCUCGAUGAUUCUUGUGCUGGUGUGCGCGUUUCUAAUUCCCUGUCCCCCUAGAGACUUGCAUAACACCUGGAACCGCAACCUAGGUCAGGGAGCAGGUGGUGUGUUAUCCCCACUGGAGCUGUGUGAUGUGAAUGGUGAUGGGCUCCCUGAUAUUCUCAUUGUCUUCACUGCCCUGAUGAACGCUAGUGUCAUGGGUGUCUCCAGGCCCUCUGUAACAGUGGUGGCCCUUUCUGGUAUGAAUGGUAGCACCUUGUGGUCCAUCCAGCUUCCAGAGGAGACUCGAAGUGUGCACUGCAAAGGGCUGUCACUGGGGGCACCUACAGAUCCUGUCUGCCUUGUUACAGGAACAUCAAAAUUCCUCAGCCUUUUCAGUGCCUCCACAGGCAAGACCAUCUGGACACUGAACCCCAUCCACCUUUCAAGUGGGAUCCUGGCUGCACCAGCUGCAACUCUUCCAGAUGUAGAUGGAGAUGGGAUUAGGGACAUUGUUAUUCUUGCUCUCAAAGAGACACAGCCUGAUGUGUUUUUCAUCUUGGUGUCAGGAAAGACUGGGGCUGCUUUGGGUGGGCCUGUGAAGUACAGCACCAAUGGAGAAGGGAAGGUGAUUGGCCCCCAAGUCCACAUCACCAGUCGGGGAGCCAUCUACAUCCUGUUUGGUUUUGGUAAUGUUCAAGCAGUUGCCCUGAGGGAUAUCUUUACCCAAGCCAGAAACCGGGACAGCUUCCCUGCAAUGCUGCAGCAAGAAGAGCCAGAGUGGGAAAAGCGCAGAUCUGUCAACCUGUCAGAACUCAUUGACAUUUACAGUGGUGGGGUUGACUUCCUGCAGAUGAUAAAGACACCCGACAUAAACUGCAGCAACCUGCUCAUCACAACCAAAGAGGGCUUGAUCCUACUUCGGGGACAGGACCUAGAGCCCCACUGGACCCUGGAACUGCAGAACAUCAGCAGCCAGCCUGUACCAGGUUACUUCACUGCUGACCAAACUCUGGACUUCAUGCUGCAAGCACAGACCGGAGAUGGGAACAAAAAGGUGGUGGUGAUAGAUGGCAAAUCAGGUCUUCCUAUUUGGAACCAGCAACUCCCAUGGCAGAAGCAACAACUUGAUGCACUGACAGUCAUGACUUUGGACAAGAAGUCUGUUUUUCUCUUCUGGGCAGAUGAAGCACAGCCUGUGUUACAAAGUUCGCAACCUGGUCCCAGACCUGAGCGCCCAGGGCUACACCACCUGUAUCUCCUCCAUCCUGUUUUUCCUACAGUCCUUUUGGACCUCACUAAUGCAACAGACAAAGUCAUCACUUCAGCAGUUGGAAUUAAUGAUCUCCAGAAGGAUGCAUUUUACAUCACUGUGACAACAACUGCAACCUCUGAAAAGCAGCCAGGAUUUCUCUCAGUCAGCAAGCUGGGCCUUAAGUGGGCCAUGAUGAGUCAAGGUCGAAUGGUCUGGCUGAAGGACAACACCACUCCUAAAAUCAGCCGUGGAGAAGUGAGGCGAUUUCUUGCCCGUGUGAAAUUUGUUGACUUUCCUCAGAAGCUCUAGCCUGGUGGUUCCUCAGAUUUUGGUUGGACCUGUGGCCUGUAUACAGGAAGCUGCUCUGUGAAUCUUCAGGAAAACUGCUGUGUGGAGGGAAUAGGGACUAAAAACACUUCCCUUUUCUUCACCUCUCUUGGGAAUGCUGCUGGAGGCAGAUUUGUCCUUGGCAGAUCUGUCCUGUAUGAGAGGAAUCUUGUUCAGCUUCUCCUCCUCCAUAUGCUGUUCUUGUAUGCUUCCUUCCAGGUAACACAGAUGGUAGAAUUUAGAAUUUAUAUAUAUAUAUAUGUAUCAAUUGAUACCAUAUAUAUAUGUUUUCUAUGUUUAAUUUAUGAAUGAGAUUUACAACACUCCUUUUUGUGUACAAACAGUAUUCCCAGGCAGCCAAACAAGCUCUAGGCCUAGAGUGGGCCAUGAUGACUCAAGACAAAUUGUGUGGCUAAAGGAUACCACUUGCUUUCAUCUUUGUAGUCUGGGGGAGAAGCCUCUGCCUGGCUCUUGCAGGCUUAGUCUUGUCUACACUAUUCCUGCACUCUUAGCCAUCUUCUCCUUUCUGUCUCCAAACUCACAAACUAGUUCUUUGCCUGAAUUACCUGAUCCAGAGAAAGAUGGUCCCCACAGCAUUUGCCACCCCUUGCACUUGUAUUUCUUUUCCCCUGAUCCCAGAUUCAGGACAAGUUUAUGUGGGUGUCAUAUACAUAAGUGAAAUGUUCACAUCUUACUUCUAUCCAUCCCUAAUCUUCCCCAAAUGUAACAUCACACUUCAGUCCAAUGGGCUGUCUUCCUUUUGAAAUGCAUCACAGACCUUUCUGGCUAGAUUCCCUGCAGAUGCCCAACAGCACUGUAAAGAUCACUCUAGAUCCUGUUGCAGUGAAGCUGAUUCUCACACCACUGCUUCAGGGUUCUGAGGCAGAACUGGAAAGCUUUUCUGUGCAUUUUGCCUCUGCCCUGGGCUCAACUUUACCAUUCCCUUGCCAGUCCAGCCCUUUGUGCAGUUCCAGAAGGAACAGACAACCCUUAGGGCAUAUUUGCUCACAGUACAUUUAGUGCUUUCAACUCUGCCUCUGAAUGUGCCAUCAGUGUCCUGUGUUGUAGUUUCAGAGCAUCUAUAUGAAUUUGCUUGUCACCGAAGUUACCAUAUAAAAAGCUAACACUUCCUUGCCCCAGCAGUUUCCCGCAGUGCAGGGCAACAGCAUAGGAACUAUUUUCCAAGCAUAGGAACUGUUUUCCCAGCAUUUUUCAAAGUGUGGCCUUUGACAUUAAGCAAAGCCAGGCUGUAAUGAGGAUUGCAAAGGACUCUUCUGUCCUCCUGCUGACACAUGUCCUUUCAGCCUGCCCACACUUCCCUGUGAGUGAUGAGGUGAUGGCAGGACUUUGACCCUCCCUCCAGAUGGGAACAUCUACUAUGGGUUUGUUUUCAUGGGCUCUUGGCACCUCUCCUUGCUCUUAUCAUCCUCUCUUUUUUCUGUCCCUGCAUCUCCAUAUUAAGCUUCCAGAAUAGCCCUUCAGGAUUAGCUGCAAGCCUCAAGGCUGGUCCUUAGGCCCUGCUCUCUUACUGUCAGAGCCUGUGAACAGUUUGUAUAUGUGUAAUGGUAUUUUAGUGUAAAUAGCUUUGUAUAUAUUAGCACAACUGUAGCAAGGGCUCUAGGCCUGGUGUUUUUCUCCAGACAGGGAUUAGUGUUUAUAAUACAUAGUUAAUACAGCUGCAUAAUAGGAAGUGAAAAUGUGAGGACCAGGAACAUAUGAGGUUUAAACAGGAGUGCUCCUUCCCUCCUGUCUAGCCACCACCUUGCUGGGAAAGGUGAAGUGGCUCUUCCCUGAAGUAGUUAUUCUCCUGAAGUUCUUUCUGGGAGAACUGACAUUCUGGUGCAGUGACAUUAGCUCCCCCAAUAAUGUGAAUUCACUAUGCCUGCACAUACCCACGUCCCCACUGUGAAUAAAGAGUCUGUCUGUAUAUUGUUGGGAAAAUGUAUUUGAACUGUGAACUGCAGUGGAGCAAAUAAAUACUGUGUACAGCA
Molecule: messenger RNA, 4009 nt
Organism: Calypte anna (Anna's hummingbird)
Lineage: Eukaryota; Metazoa; Chordata; Aves; Apodiformes; Trochilidae
Gene: FAM234B
Product: family with sequence similarity 234 member B
Exons: 13
Coding region: 33-2000 (655 amino acids)
Molecular function (GO): protein binding
Source: RefSeq, a predicted model, not a curated record